ACGCGCGCUCUCACGCCGUUACCUCGUUGCUGCGUUACCGACAGCGCCGCACUAACGCGGGAAAACUUUCCCCAUUUCCCCUCACGUACUAAGCGGUUACAGUUUCCACAGUGAAAAAAUCCAUCACAAUUUCCUAACGAAUAAAAUAAUUAAUUAUUGUCAUAAUAAUAAAUCAUUUAUUAAUUGGAUAGUGUUAUUGAGUGGAGUGUACUGGGAACAGUUUCGACAGUGGCAAUGAUAGUAAUGUGUAGAAGUUACGUGUGGGAAUUGAUAAUUAAUUACUGAAACGUAUUGUCACUGAGUGGUUCUGAUUUAUUGAUACAUUGCUGAGGCGGCUCAAUUUGAUUGUCCUCGGGUCUUAUGGCUCCCCGGCCGCGGCGAGACAGGAACACUACCUGAAAUGGGCGCGGCGCGCUAGCAUGCGGCACGCGCGUCAUGAACGGCUCGCUGGAGUGCGACACAGACGCGGACGUGCCGGCGGCCGACAAGCUGUUCCGCUUCGUGGUGCACGGCGUGCUGCUCAACGGCAUCGGCGCGGCCGGGCUGCUGGGCAACGCGCUGGCCGUGCUGGUGCUGUCGCGACCGCAGAUGCGCUCCUCCGUCAACUGCCUGCUGGUAGGGCUGGCGGCGUGCGACACGGCGCUCAUCCUCACGUCCGUACUGCUGUUCGGGCUGACGGCCGUGUACCCGUACGCGGGCGCGCUGCGCUACUACUACUACCACGUGUGCCCGCGCCUCACGCCCUACGCCUACCCGCUGGCCAACGUGGCGCAGACCAUGUCCGUGUACCUCACGCUCAUCGUGACCGUGGAGCGCUGGGUGGCCGUGUGCCACCCCUUCCGCGCCAAGGCGCUGUGCACGUCGUCGCGCGCGCGCUGGUACGUGCUGGGCACGGCCGCCUUCGCCUUCGCCUACAACGCGCCCAAGUUCUUCGAGGCCGAGGUGGUGGCCGUCGGCGACCCCGCCGUCGAGGUGAUCUACUGCGUGCGCGCCAACGUGGACUUCCGCACCGAUAGGUACGUGGCCGUGUACAUCCACUGGAUGUACCUGGUGGUGAUGUACAUCGUGCCGUUCUCGGCGCUGGCGGCGCUCAACGCGUGCAUCGUGCGCCAGGUGCGGCGCGCGCAGGCCGAGCGCGCGCGCCUGUCGCGCGUGCAGCGGCGCGAGCUGGGGCUGGCCACCAUGCUGCUGGUGGUGGUGCUCGUGUUCUUCCUGUGCAACCUGCUGCCGCUCGUCACCAACGCCUUCGAGGUGUUCCUCGGCGACCAGUUCGACAACCUCGACCCGCUCGUCAAGACGAGCAACCUGCUCGUCACCAUCAACAGCAGCGUCAACUUCGUCAUCUACGUCAUCUUCGGCGAGAAGUUCAAGCGCGUGUUCCUCAAGAUGUUCUGCGCCGGGCGCGUGCGGCCGCGCGGCCUGCGCGACUCGCCCGAGCACACGCGCGACGACUCGUUCGCGUCGUGCGGCGAGCGCAUGUCGCUGCGCCUGGCGCGCAACGGCACCGCGCGCGCCGCGCGCCUGGCGCGCCCGCGCCGCGCCGCCUCGCCCGCGCCCACCGUGUACUACCCCGCGCCGCCGCCCUCCACCGACGUGUCGCUGGCGUCCGCCGACGCGCCGCCGCCCGCCGCGCGCUGGAACGGCACCGCCAGGCUGCACUUCUGACGUCGGGACUCGUAAGCGCCGAGCGGUGCUGCCCGUAGUUGCUGAUCUACCUCUCCAGUGUGACAGUAUUAGUGAACUUAUGACGAGUGAAUGUGAAGUGCUGACCGCAUCGAAACUCUCGUGCUCAAUGUGUAGGUUAUGUGAAAACUAAUAAAAGACAUUAAUGUAGCCUUCUCCCGGGUGACGAAGGCGCGUACCUCAAUGUAAAUGCUCCUAGUGAUACGAUUACUAUAAGAUAUACUUUUUACUAAGCGUAAUGUUUUUUUCCAAUUAAAAAGAAUUUCCUCUACAACACUGUUUUUUGGCUGUGAAAUGGCCUUUAGAACGGCAACCCUACUACGCUCAGAACAUAAACUACCCAACCUACAGUGCAGCCGCUAACACUGAACAUCCUAUAUCCUUGUAAGCAACCCCUGUGACCAGCAUGUACAAACCUACAGCCCUUGAUGUUGAGUAGGUCGAGUUUCCGAUAAGUUGAUGUCUAUCCAACUAUGUGUAUGUAUGUAAAAUGUUAGUUAUAUUGUAAAUAGUCGCUGAUUGAAACUGUAACCGCAGGGCCACAACCUUGCAGCAUAAGCGACAACGGGUACGCUACAAGCAACAAAAACGACACACGCGAUUUAACGCAGCUCAUACUAACUGUCGCUAAUGUAACGUGGUCGUGGCCCAGUGGCACAGGCGUUAUUGUGAUAAACUGCCGUGCUCAGAGGACGAGGGUUCUAUUCUGUGACGUGUACGGAGUCAUGUGCAACAUGAUCCUAAUAGUUUAACUAAUUAAAAUCAUUUCAAUGUGUCACACCGUUUACAAACAUGUG
Maniola jurtina (meadow brown) is the source of this 2480-nucleotide messenger RNA. It is a transcript of the gene FMRFaR, whose product is annotated as FMRFamide receptor-like. Gene Ontology annotation, molecular function: G protein-coupled receptor activity. Gene Ontology annotation, cellular component: membrane. The record is from RefSeq and is a predicted model, not a curated record. Bases 436 to 1665 code for a protein of 409 amino acids. Lineage: Eukaryota; Metazoa; Arthropoda; Insecta; Lepidoptera; Nymphalidae. The transcript has 3 exons. Gene Ontology annotation, biological process: G protein-coupled receptor signaling pathway.